AAGGGUCAGUCUGCUGCUGUAUCUUGUUUCAGAGCUUCCCAGCGACAUUAUUGCUUACAAUAUGCCGAUAGUCUACCCUCCGGGCGAGGGUAAUCAGAUUUCUUUCUUACGAAAACGAAUCGGCCCGGGCUGAACCCUAGUGUCUAGGAUACACGGUUUGCCGAGUUGGUUUCCAUCCGUCGGGACUUAAAGCUUCCCGGCAUCAGGAGCUCACAACAUGAACAAAACCACCAUCUACAAACUAUCUCAAGCCAGGCAAACAAAUAUCUCUCGAGGAACAACAUCAUGGCUGGCCACGAAGACGUUGAGUUCAAGACCAUCGAUGGACUCACCCUCCGGGGCUGGCUUUACCCUGCGGCAAAGAGGGGAGCCGCCAUCAUCGCAACUCCUGGGUUCAACUUCACCAAAGAGACCAUGGUCGCAGAAGUUGCGGAGUACUUCCAGCGCUAUGAUUUCACCGUGCUCAUCUACGAUCCGCGCUCCAUCGGGUUGAGCGACGGCGCGCCGCGCAACGAGAUCCAUCCCUCGCUAAACGUCGAGGACUAUCAUGAUGCUUUGACUUUCCUCAAAGGUCAUCCGCUGGUAGACCCGAAGCGCAUCGCCUACUGGGGCUUCUCGUACAGCGGCAUGCUCGCGCUGGUGGCGGCAGCCCUGGACAAACGAGCAAAGGCAGUCGUGGCCAUGUGCCCUCUGACAAUCUGGGAGUUUCCGCAGGACAAGUGGCCGCGUGUCCUGGCCAAGGCUUUGCGGGACCGCGAGUCGCGCGCGGCGGGCAAUAAGCCCGUCUACAUCCCCAUGUUGACCGCCGAGGGGGAGAAUCCGGCAGGUUUUGGCAAAGGCUUCGACGUGGAGGGAUUCAAGAUGAUGGCUGGGGCCAAGGAGCUGCAACCAACCUUUGAAUUGGAGACGACGUUAGGCAGCUAUUACCACAUAGCCGCCUUCCAGCCCAUGGGGCUCAUUCCUUACGUCUCGCCCACUCCAGUAAUGGUGGUCACGCCAGAGCAUGAUGCGGUCUCGCCGGCGGAACUCCAACGGACCGAGAUCUACGAACGACUCAAGGAGCCCAAACGACACUUGAUAGUCCCGGGUAGAGGUCACAUGGAUGUGCUGAGUGGCGAUGAUUUUGCGAAGGUGCUGGAUGCCCAGGUUGCCUUCCUGCGCGAGAUCCUAGGGGUCUAGCCUAUUCUCCCUCCAUUUUCUACUAGUUCUAGAUUCCUGUCAGCUUCGAGCUGUUGGCCACGAUGGAGAGCGAUAGAACACCUAGGUACUGUGGUAUUAUGGAUUUACCU
Molecule: messenger RNA, 1289 nt
Organism: Colletotrichum navitas
Lineage: Eukaryota; Fungi; Ascomycota; Sordariomycetes; Glomerellales; Glomerellaceae
Product: DltD N-terminal domain protein
Exons: 2
Coding region: 286-1179 (297 amino acids)
Source: RefSeq, a predicted model, not a curated record